Molecule: messenger RNA, 627 nt
Organism: Capronia epimyces CBS 606.96
Lineage: Eukaryota; Fungi; Ascomycota; Eurotiomycetes; Chaetothyriales; Herpotrichiellaceae
Product: MADS-box transcription factor, other eukaryote
Exons: 3
Coding region: 1-627 (208 amino acids)
Biological process (GO): positive regulation of transcription by RNA polymerase II
Molecular function (GO): DNA-binding transcription factor activity, RNA polymerase II-specific; protein dimerization activity; RNA polymerase II cis-regulatory region sequence-specific DNA binding
Source: RefSeq, a predicted model, not a curated record
AUGGCGGACAUCACCGAUCCCACUGCUGGUAUUGACCAGCCUUCCCCCGGCGACGACCUUACUGGCAAUGGUGUCGACGCACGUGGAACCAAACGACCGAGAACUUCCUUGGCAGGUGACGACGACGACGAUGAUGAUGAAAAGGGAGGAAGAGAACGGAGAAAGAUUGAAAUCAAGUUCAUCCAAGACAAAUCCCGCCGUCAUAUUACAUUUUCCAAGAGAAAAGCUGGCAUCAUGAAAAAGGCUUAUGAACUCUCGGUCCUUACUGGAACUCAAGUCUUGCUCCUUGUUGUCUCCGAGACUGGCCUCGUCUACACAUUCACCACGCCCAAGCUUCAACCUCUUGUCACCAAGGCCGAAGGCAAAAAUCUGAUCCAGGCAUGUUUAAAUGCUCCAGAGCCCUCCGGUACUGAGAACGGUGUCGACGCCGCAGACGAUGUUGCUUCACCCGAUGACGUUCCUACGAUGCCUUCGGCAGCUGCUGGCAUGCCUCGGCCUACUGCUCACGGUGGCUACAUGACUCAAGAGCAACAGCAGCAAGCCUUGUACUAUCAACAAUUGCAACAGCAAAACCAGAGCGGACAAUAUGCGGGUAUGCCACAGAUGCCUCAACAUCAACGUGCAUGA